AGAAAUGAGGACUUUGAUUUCCCGUUUUACUGCUGGUCAGCGGCGUUAGGGCUCAAGGAGGCGUGCGACAGGAGGGUUACAGGGAGGAGACGAACCAGUGCAACACGAUUGAAGGAGGCUUUUCGAACAAUUGGAACCAAUUUGUCGUUCUCCAGGUCUUCGUCGUUAGUGCUUGAAGCCUAGAAGCAGUGCUUCUUUGAACUCUAAGAUGAAUAUAAAUGGUGAUGAUGCACCCCAUAAUAUUCAGAGCACUAAAGCUCCACCAAGUGCUGCAAAGGUUUCCAUACUCGCCAACAAGUCUGGGUUUGUGAUUCCUAGAAACAAGUUGUCAGGCUCUCUGGUUCCUGUAUUCCGAGGAGGCAAAAAGGAAGGUACACAGUCAGUGAAUGAUGACAUAAGUAAACUGGUGCAAAGAAAAACCAAGUGGGGUCCUGAUCUUACACAAGAUACAACUGUUAGGAAAGGAAGAGUCUUAGCAUAUCAGAGACUAUUCCAUACCAGGUGCCAAUAAGUGAUAUUGCUCCAUAUGUGAUGGUGAAAAUUUUGAGCAGACUCGUAUUGAUCAAAUAACACAACAGCUAAGCUCAGAACUCAUGGAUUGGGACAAGAGCCAAGACACGUUAUCUGCUUCUACUAUUGAGGAUUAUACUAUUAAAGUUGAGAAUAUAAAAGUUUUGGAACUUGAAAGGCGAGAAGCCAUUGGUGAACUCUUAACACUCAAUCCGAACUAUAGGCCACCUGCUGGCUACAAACCUGUUCAGAAAGAAGCAAAGAUUCCUAUUCCUAUCAAAGAGCAUCCUGGGUAUAAUUUCCUUGGCAUGAUCUUCGGACCUGUGAGUGACACUCAUAAACGUCUUGAAAAGGAAAUUGGGGCAAAAGUAAGAGUAUAUGGGAUUAAAGCAGACACUGGACAAAAGGUUGAAAUUACAUCAUCUGAUGAAAAUGAGACGUGCAGUAUAUACAAGGAGAUGUAUAUUCAAGUGUUAGCUGAUACCUAUGAGAAGGUUGAUACUGCAGUGUCUUUAAUGGAACUUCUGGUCAACCCAGUUUCUGUGAAGACAACCUCCGAAUCUAUGACAAUUUCUAGUAAUAAUGGCAUCACGGCUACUACUGAUAACCCAGGAGUGGUUCAACAACCAAUCAUGGAGGGGUCUGGUCAUGAUCCCUCACACAGUCAUUUCCAACAGAGCCCUUGGUUUCCUGGAAUUCCAUCUCAGAGUUCAAUGCCCUCUACAGAAAGUUCACUGUCAAAUGCUUGCAGUACUACACCCUCACUCAUUGACCAACGGGGCAUGGUGGCCAGAUUUGGUUCUGUUCCUCAAAGCCAUUCGCUCACAUUUAUGAGACCAAAUGUUACUCUAGUUUCCCAACAGCCAAACCUUGCUCCUCUCGGUGCUCCUAAAAAUCCUCUGACUGCUCCUUUGGGCCCUACAGCUCCUCACGGCAUCCAAGUUUUUAGACCUGCUAUUCAUAACCAAUUACCACCCUUUGGUAGUGGAUGGUCAGCAUGGAACUCUUCAGUGGUUCAAGGUAUGACGAAUGCAAUGCUAACAAACCGACCUCUAGCUGCCCCACGGGGUAGUGGUCAUCCAGUGGUCUCUAUGGCAGCAUCAUCUGUUGCCUUUCCACGUGGUGAUCUGUCCGGUUCUGCUCAUAACCAUCAUCUCCCUAAUUCUGUUUUACAACAACCUCAAAUGCAGCAUGUACGAUCUGGCAAUCCUAACUCGGCAUUUCCAUCUCAACCCAUACCCCCUAGCAACUCUGUUAGUGGAAGGGCAUUGAACAUUGAUGCCAUUAAUUCCCUUUCUGUUGGUGCUUCAACGCCACAUCAGCAACCUGGUUCUAGAGCUUUUGUAUUCCAGCCUCACCAACCAAAUCCUCCGGCUCCCUCCCGAGUAUUUGCAAGACCUGCUAAUUGUCAUUUUGAUCUUCCGAGUAAUUUCGUAAAAAACCAACCAAUUCAUUCAGUUCAUGCAGCACCUCAGUCUCCAUCCAUUGUUAGACCGGAAAUACGUAACUCAUCAAAUUCCUUAAAUGUGAUUCAAGGCUUCCCUGAAAUGCAGGCAAACAACCGGAUGAUUCAAUGGCAACCCACACCUGCCAGCUUUUCCGGAGGCCUUACUGGCCCUCCACCUCAACCUAUAAGGCCAACCGUGUUUCCGAAUUCAGGUGGUCCAUCUCCAGCUUCUGGAGUUUUUAGACCCGCUAUUCAUAACUUCAAUCCAGCAGUUCCUCCUUUGGCGAAUCCUGGUAGUCCUUUUCCUCCACGAUCAGGAAAUAUGAUGUUUCAACAUAAUAAUCCAGCAAUGGUGGCUCAUCCACCAAAUCUUCAACCUCCAACCAGUGAUUUUCGGCCAGGUAAUCCCCCAGCUUCUGGCACUUUUGGAAAGCAGCAAACCUAUGAUUAUGAUCCCCUUUCACCGACAUCUCUCUCGUAAACUGUCUCCCAUUGGUUGAUUACAAAAGGCAAUGCCCCUUUAUCAAGUCUAGUGAGAUUUCUUUAGCCCAGUUCUACUUGUCAGGUGGACCUUUAGUAACUAAGAUUAAGGCAAUGGCCCCGCUGUGAAUGCGAUUCCCAAAUUUGUAUGGUAUGGUUGCGAUUUAAGGUGACAAUAUAGUAGCUUCUAGUGGGGUGGUUCUACUAUAUUAUACACUUGACAUGGUCGAACAAAAGUAUUAGCCGACCAAAAUAUUCCCAGAGGUUGUUAUGUAAGGAUAGUUUGGCCAAAUAUGUCGAAGUGACUGCCAUUGGUUUUGAUUGUGACUAAUUUGGUUGAACUUGUUGA
This is a messenger RNA of Cuscuta campestris, 2786 nucleotides long. Lineage: Eukaryota; Viridiplantae; Streptophyta; Magnoliopsida; Solanales; Convolvulaceae. The record is from the annotation of a GenBank genome assembly.